UGGAUGUUAAUCAGAAAAAGAAAACUGCUCGCCAGCUGCAAUAUGUGCUUCAGAUUGAAGAAAGAAAUCAGAAAAAGACGAUGAACUUGAGCGGAGAGCCGCCGUCUUCUUCCAAAUGCUUGUUGGUGUUGUUUUUAUUCAUCUUCGUUAUUGCUCGCGCCGAUUAUUCCAAUGCUCAGACUCCCACUGCCACCACCGAUCCAUCUGAAGUGAGGGCAUUGAACUCAAUAUUCCAACAAUGGCAAAUACAAGCAGUGGAUUCAUGGAACAUCAGCGGAGAGCCAUGCAGUGGAACUGCUCUCACCGAAAGCUUUUCUGUGUUCGAGGAUCCUUCCAACAACCCUUCCAUCAGAUGUGAUUGUUCUUUCAACAAUCGAACUCUUUGCCACAUCACUAGCUUGAGGGUAUAUGGUCUAGAUAAACGAGGAGUCAUACCAGAGGAGCUUUUGGAUUUACCUUUUCUGAAUUUCUUGAAGAUUGAUAAAAACUCCUUCUCUGGUCCUUUGCCAGCAUUCAUUGGAAACUUGUCUAGAUUAGGCCUACUGUCAAUUGCCCACAAUGAUUUCUCUGGACCCAUUCCAAAGGAGCUUGGAAAUCUCAAGAAGCUAUAUCUGCUGUCUUUGGGUAAUAAUAAUGGAAUCUCUGGAACACUGCCUCCAGAACUUGGUAACUUAGUAGAACUUGGAGAACUAUACAUUAAUAGUUGUGGAUUGAGUGGUGAGAUUCCUUCAACAUUUGCUAAUCUUGUAGAACUUCGAAUCGUGUGGGCAUCCGACGCUGCACUCACAGGCAAAAUACCGGACUUUGUCAGUAACUGGACGAAGCUUACAUCAUUGAGAUUUGAAGGGAACUCUUUUGAAGGUCCAAUACCAUCCAGUUUUGCAAAUUUAGCCUCAUUGACUUCUUUGCGAAUUGGUGGAAUAUACAAUGGGAGUUCCUCUCUUGAUUUUGUGAGAAGUCUAAAGAACUUGACUGACUUGGUUCUAAGAAAUGUCAUGCUCACUGGUAUUUUGCCUUCUUAUAUCACGGAAUUACAAUCUUUACAAAAGCUGGAUUUGAGUUUCAACAACUUAACAGGCCAAAUUCCAAGCGCUUUGUUCAGUAUGAAUUCUCUCAUAUACUUGUUUUUUGGAAAUAACAGUCUAUCUGGUUCUAUUCCCAGCCAAAAGAGUGAAACUCUUCAGACUAUAGAUUUAUCAUACAAUUUACUUUCCGGAAACUUGCCUUCUUGGGUAAACUCAAGCUUGCAAUUGAACCUUGUGGCCAACAACUUCACACUUACCAGCUCAAACCUAAGGCUUUUACCAGGAUUAGACUGCCUUCAAAGAAGCUUCCCAUGCAAUAGAAAUGCUCCACGAUAUGCGAACUUCUCAAUCAAGUGUGGUGGACCAGAGAUGACAUCUAAUGGGAUAUUAUUCGAGGCUGAUAAUAGAACUCUUGGCGCAGCGAAAUUUCAUGUAACCAGUACACAGAAAUGGGCAGUUAGCAAUGCAGGAUUGUUUGCAGAUAGACAGAAUCAACAGUAUGUUCAAAACUCCGGAGCACAAGUCAGGGGUACCAACACUCCGCAGAUGUAUCAGACUUCGAGGCUAUCCCCUGGAUCACUCAGAUACUAUGGCCUAGGUCUUGAGAAUGGACCCUAUACUGUAAACUUGUUCUUCGCAGAAACAGGUUUCACAGACCGAACCUCACAGUCUUGGACGAGUCGAGGAAGUCGUGUUUUUGAUGUUUAUAUUCAGGGAACUCGGCUAUUAAGGGAUUUUGAUAUAUUGGAGGAGGCAGGUAAUGUUGAGAGAGCAAUAACUAGGAAUUUCACAGCUAACGUGACGGGGAACUAUCUUGAGAUUCACCUAUUUUGGGCUGGUAAGGGUACUUGCUGCACACCAGAAAGAGGUUAUUAUGGUCCAUCUAUUUCUGCUAUAAGUGUUGUUCCAAAUUUCAGACCAACUGUCAAUGGCAUACCGCCAGGCAAUCCUAAAGAGAAGAACAACACAACACUGAUUGCUGGUGUUACAGUUCCUGUUGUGGCAUUGGCUUUGAUACUUAUAUUUGCAAUUAUUUAUGUGAAGAGAAAGAGAGAAGAUGAUAUUGAGGAGGAGGUGCUUCUUGGCAUCAGUCCUAGACCAAACACAUUUAGUUAUUCCGAGUUAAAAGCUGCCACCGAAGACUUCAGUCCUUCGAACAAGUUAGGAGAAGGGGGAUUCGGACCUGUGUAUAAGGGUACACUUCCUGACGGGAGAGUUGUAGCUGUGAAACAACUCUUAGUAGAAUCAAACCAGGGGAAAGAACAAUUUGUUACUGAGAUAGCUACCAUAUCAGCAGUGCAACAUCGUAAUCUUGUCAAACUAUACGGAUGCUGCAUUGGAGGAAAUAGGCGUCUUCUUGUUUAUGAGUAUCUUGUGAACAAAAGCCUUGAUCAAGCACUCUGGGGACAAAGUAACUUGCAUCUUGAUUGGCCAACCCGCUUCAGUAUCUGCUUAUCAACUGCUAGAGGGCUAGCUUAUCUUCACCGGGAUUCUAGGCCAAGGAUUGUUCAUAGGGACGUUAAGGCGAGCAAUAUUUUGCUUGAUGAAGAGCUCUGCCCGAAGAUAUCUGAUUUCGGAUUGGCAAAGCUUUACGAUGACAAGAAAACACACCUCACCACUCGUGCUGCCGGAACAAUUGGCUACCUGGCACCGGAGUAUGCAAUGCGCGGGCACCUUACAGAUAAAGUUGAUGUUUUCAGCUUUGGUGUUGUUGCUUUGGAGCUUAUAAGUGGUAGACCAAACUCGUAUAAUACCUCAGAAGACGAAAGAAUUUAUCUUCUUGAAUGGGCAUGGACCCUGCAUGAAAACAACCAAACCUUGAGCCUGCUCGAUCCCACAAUAUCGGAGGUUGACGAAAACGAAGCCCUGCGAGUGAUAGGGGUGGCACUUUUAUGCACUCAGGCAUCACCAUCAAUGCGGCCGCCCAUGUCUCGUGUUGUUGGUAUGCUUACAGGGGAUAUUGAAGUGAGCAUUGUUACAACAAAACCGAGUUACAUAACUGACUGGGAUUAUAAGGAUGUAGCAGGCAUGAAUGAAGAAUCACAAACAUCAAAUGCAUCUGAUCAUGGCAGCAGCGACCACAAGAGCAAGAACAAGAGUAUUUCAGAGUUAACUUAUCCACCAAUUCCCUCUCCAGUUAAUAUUACUGAAUUCAGGGAGGUUAUUGGAGAAGGAAGGUGAGAAUUAUUUGUUGUUCA
Hibiscus syriacus is the source of this 3223-nucleotide messenger RNA. Its product is annotated as probable LRR receptor-like serine/threonine-protein kinase At1g56130. The coding region runs from base 81 to 3206 and encodes 1041 amino acids. Gene Ontology annotation, molecular function: protein kinase activity; ATP binding; protein binding. Gene Ontology annotation, biological process: protein phosphorylation. The record is from RefSeq and is a predicted model, not a curated record. The transcript is spliced from 25 exons. Lineage: Eukaryota; Viridiplantae; Streptophyta; Magnoliopsida; Malvales; Malvaceae.